Molecule: messenger RNA, 2737 nt
Organism: Myotis daubentonii (Daubenton's bat)
Lineage: Eukaryota; Metazoa; Chordata; Mammalia; Chiroptera; Vespertilionidae
Gene: ZC2HC1A
Product: zinc finger C2HC-type containing 1A
Source: RefSeq, a predicted model, not a curated record
GUUAGCGGGUGGGAGGCGCGGCCGCGUUGCUACAGCGAGAGCUGGGGAGCUGGGCGGCGGCGGGCGCUGCCCGAGGAGUGUCCCGGAGCCCGAGGCGAAGGCGCGAUGGAGGGACUGGAAGAAAAUGGAAGUGUUCAAGUUGGAGAAUUAUUACCUUGCAAGAUUUGUGGAAGAACAUUUUUUCCAGUGGCAUUAAAAAAACAUGGACCCAUUUGCCAGAAAACUGCCACUAAAAAACGGAAGACUUUUGAUUCAAGCAGACAGAGAGCUGAAGGAACUGAUAUUCCAACAGUAAAACCUCUUAAACCUAGGCCUGAACCGCCAAAGAAACCAUCUAAUUGGAGAAGAAAACAUGAGGAAUUCAUUGCCACCAUACGAGCAGCUAAAGGCCUGGACCAGGCCCUUAAAGAGGGGGGCAAGCUUCCUCCUCCUCCUCCCCCUUCGUACGAUCCUGAUUAUAUUCAAUGUCCAUAUUGUCAGAGGAGAUUUAAUGAAAAUGCAGCUGAUAGACAUAUAAAUUUCUGUAAAGAACAGGCAGCACGUAUUAGUAAUAAAAGCAAAUUCUCUACUGAUGCCAAAGGCAAAGCGACUUCUCGGACACAGUAUAAGCCGCCUGCUCUUAAAAAGUCCAAUUCUCCUGGGACUCUGUCAUCGGGAUCUUCACGAUUACCACAGCCAAGUGGCACCAGCAAAACUGUUGUAGGUGUCUCUUCAGGUAGAAUGUCUUCAGUUAGCAGCUCGUUGGGAAACAAACUUCAGACCUUAUCUCCCUCGCAUAAAGGGAUAGCGGCCCCUCAUGUAGGUAAAAUGGACAAGUUAGGCCCUCCACUUCGAACUGGAAGACAUGUGCAAAGGUUGUAUGGCAGUGACACAAAAUCAGACAGUGCCAUCAAAAGACAUGAGUUAUUACCCAUUUACAACGCUAACAUCAAACCUCGAAAUUCCACACCACCUAGUUUGGCACGAAAUCCUGCCUCAGGUGUCCUUACAAGCAAGAGAAAAACAUAUGGUGAGAGUUACAUAGCCAGGCCAGAUGGCGACUACGUAUCUUCACUCAACGGUGGAAACAUGAAAGGCUUUGAAGGAAGUUCCUCUGGACACUUACCCAAAUUCUGCCACGAGUGUGGGACUAAGUACCCUGUGGAAUGGGCCAAGUUUUGCUGUGAAUGUGGCAUUCGAAGAAUAGUUCUGUGAACAAAACCCCAAACGAAAGAGCGAAGUCCAGAGUUUGAUGACUGUUACUGCUUCCAGCCAGAGCACUUCCUCUAGUUAUUUUGUGCUAAAAUUGAUACACUUUUUUCCAGCAAUUUUUGGAACAUAAUCCCCUUGCUAUAUAAUGUGUGUGGUGUGUGUAUAUAUGUGUACAUAUACUGUAUAUAAUAAAUACCUAUUAUUCCAAACUGUGCCAGUCAAGAAAAUACUCAUCUGUUGGAAAAUGAUUUCAAGUGGAAUCAUUAACUUAGGUGUUACUCUUCUGUUGUUGUGAAAACACAUCAAGUACAAAUCCUCGAACUCUAGUGCUUAGCCCUUCAGGCUUUAGGAUGAUCAUUACUUUGAGCAAAAAAUCAGAAUAAACAUUUUAUUACUGGUGCCUAUUUUCAGAUAGUCUCCGCGAUAUUUGGAUGGGAUGCUUGGAGUUUUGGAAUUGAGAAUAUUUUUAGUUGCAAUUAGUUAUGUGAGGUCAUUUUGCAGUAGUUCUCUUCAACAAUUUUAUAAAUUUUUUUUAAAAGAAAAAAUAAGUUCUGUGUUACCUUUUACUCAGUGUAUGAUGAUAUAAUUUAAAUAUUUUUACUCAUUCUCUCAAAAUGUAAUUAUGCAAUUUCCUUUUUGGAGACACAGGCUAAAAAUACAAAUCUUAUUCUAGUUAUAACUGAAAUUUUUACCUCUGUGUCUGCAUCUUCAAAUUUCAGUUCUUUCUUUUCUAUAACCUAAUGUCUAAUGAGUAGUUUUAUUAUUAUUUUUAUUAAUUAUUAUGUUUUAAUCCUCACCCAUUUUUCCACUGAUUUUUUUUAAGGGAAUGAAAGGGAGAGAAAAGAGACAGAAACACUGAUGUGAGAGAGACACAUCGGUUGUUUGCCUCCUGCACACCCCAACAGGGCCAGCAGCCUGCAUCUGAAGCAUGUGCCCUUGAUUGGAAUUGAACCUGGGACCCUUCAGUCCACAGGCUGAGGCUCUAUCCACUGCACUAAACUGGCUAGGGCUAUGGAAUAGUUUUAAUUUACUACUUCAUUUUUGCAAAGUUUGAAAAUGUAAUUAAUAAGAGAUGCAAAAAUUUUCUUCAAAUUCACGUUUAUUUCUAUGCAUCGGAAUGUAGAAUAAAUUACUUUAGUGGAUUUUAAAACAAAUCACCUCACCAAAUAAGUAAUAAUUUUGGUAAUAAUUAUCAGUGGAGGGCAUGCAGGUAAAAGAAUUUGAAUUUUAGUCUCUUGAAGUAUAGUUAGAUGUAGUUAUGAGUAGGUUAAGAGAAUAUCUAAGUAUUCCUACUCAAAUUUUUUUUUUUAGUUUUUCAUGUUGAAAUACCAUUCACAUCACAAUAAAAGCCACAGAAAAUGUAUUGCUUUGCAUACCUGACUUAUGUAAUUAAGCAUUCACAAAAAUUUAAUUAUCCUUCUUUACUUUGGCUAAAAUACAUCAUGUAAUCAUUGUCACACUCAGUGUAGCAUAGUAUGUAGUAGUAAAUCUCUUUGCUUGUGUAGCCAUAUUCAGUGAUUCAGUAGUAAUUUCUGUUGAAUCAAGC